UAAGGUUAGAGUUAGAUCGGUCAAGUGAAGACAAUCAAUCUAUUACUAUCUACAUUGUUUUAGUAUUGAAUGACAAAACACAAAAAUGAAUAAAAAAGGCCGAUUGUUCGAUGUAAAAAGAUGUUUAUUAUUGAUAUUGAUAGUCAAUGUAACCGCCGAUGUGAAUUUAGGGAAAGUUAAUGCAGAAAGAAAAAUACCUCGGUUAACAUUCAGAGAUACUUUACAUUCUAUACCACGUGAAUUCAUACGAGUAAUAUCUGUUACAAAACAAAUGGGAAAAGUUUUGGAGAGAAUUAUAAAUUUACCUCGUAACAACAGAGAUAGUGAAGAAAUAGAAAAUAAUUUGCGAACAAUAUUCGAUUAUCUUUACGAUGGAUUUGAGUUUCUCGAUAACGUUACUAGAAGUAACAAUGCUAAUAUUAAUUUAAUGAAUCGAUUAUUAUUAGCAUCGAAAUAUAAUCAAACGACUUUUGGCUUCUACAAAACUAUUACUAAUAUUGAAACGAUAUUCAACGAUAGAUUUGUUAAUAUUAUAAAAUAUUAUAAUAGUGAUAAGAAUAGAGAGAUCAAUAAUUUUUUCAAUAAAACAAUUUUCAAUGAAGAUUUUCGUAACAGUAUAACACUGGCAGAUUUUUGCCAUUCACCGAAGAAAGUCAAUGCGAUCACGAAUAAAACAAUCACUAAAAAUAUAUUUCAAAUGUAUUUUGAGACUUUGCAGGAUGAACUUAAUGUGUAUGAAGUUUGCAACAUCUCCAUUACCAAGUUGAUAAUUGAUUUCUACGAACGAGUCUUAAUUGAUAUUCUCAAAGGAUAUACAAUGAUAGUAGCUGGUUACGAACUUUUCCGUGUGAAACAGUUAGGUUAUGCUGUACAAGAAAUCCAAAAUUCAUAUUUUGAGAAAUAUAUAAAUACAACAAAGAACGUACUAUAUUCUGCAAAUAAACUAAACUAUUUGAUAACUGUACAUCAUAAAACAUAUAAAAGAUGUGAUCCAGGUUAUUGGAAUGAAGGAAAGAAUUAUAUUCGCGUUAAAAAUUACGUGUCAGACCGUACAGGAUUUAUAGCAAGAAAUAAUCGCGACUUCAAGCCACUGAAAGAUCAAGUGCCAGAAUAUGAAUGUGGCAGUUUUUCUUUGCUUUCUAACUUUAAAUUUGAAUCUAUUGAUACCAUGAAAUGCCCAGAAAUUUUUGAAACAAAUCCUCCGUAUGAUUCAAUUUGUUCAUACUCAAUGGAAGAUGAAUUCAUAGCUUUUGAGAAUAAUUAUACAAAUUGGAAUUUAGCGUGUUAUGAAAAAACAUCAUAUUACACUAUUCUUAAAACAUUUUGCUACUGUGAUAAACAUUCUAAUAGAGCGUUUAGCAUUCGUAGAUUGAGUUUAAGAGAACAUUAUACUGAUAGCGCUGAUAGUCGCGUUGUUACGGGGAUUAGAUUUGCUGUUAAAAAUAAUAUAAUAUCAAUAGAAAUUCAGGAAGGCAAGUUAGUUAAUGGUACUGUGGAUCCUAAUACUGUUCGAUGGAUCACAGACGAUGGUAUCCCACCUUCGAAAGGCCCUGAUGUGAUCAAGCUCAGUUAUAAAAUUAAAUCAUUCGAUCUGGAUGACAUUGAAUUGCCAAACGGAUAUUUUGUUACAGGUGUUAAAUUUCAAUGGCUCAAUAACAAUCACAUAUCCUUGGUAGUGAGAGGAACGGGAAUGUGGGAGGACUAUGAAUCUUGGUCGUCUUCAGAUCAUAGAUUUUUCUAUCCUGUCAUCGUACCCGAAGAUUUCAGAGAAAAAAUAGAUACUAAGGAUUAUAAAAACUCUGCUGAGUUGAUAAUUCAAAAUGUUGUGUUGAGUCAUUCAGGAUGGAAUUAUGUCGACUUAUCUGUUGGAUUAUUAUCAUCGCAAUUCAACAAUUUGCCAGUAAUUCCAUUUUUCGAUUCACAAAUUGUCGCAUUUAAUCCGCCGGCUCCACUUGGUGGGCUGGGAUUGGUUUACAAAGGACAACCUGGUUAUGGUGGAUUCAUUGCUUUUCAAAUAAUUGCGUCUAAAUAUACAUAUGAUAUUUAUUCAGAGAUGACCUACUUCAACAAAUUUUAAAUUUAAUAUGUCUUAUCUGAUAUUCAAUAGCAUUAUUAACAACACUUUCAUAUAUUUCAAGUUACUUUUAAUCUUUCAAAUUUAAGGAACCUCAGGAAGUUGAGAAACAAUAAUAAUUUUUUUGAAAUUUAUAUAUCGAUGACUAAGACAAGAAUGAUAAACAAA
Molecule: messenger RNA, 2242 nt
Organism: Microplitis demolitor
Lineage: Eukaryota; Metazoa; Arthropoda; Insecta; Hymenoptera; Braconidae
Exons: 8
Coding region: 86-2077 (663 amino acids)
Source: RefSeq, a predicted model, not a curated record